Molecule: messenger RNA, 3582 nt
Organism: Apodemus sylvaticus (European woodmouse)
Lineage: Eukaryota; Metazoa; Chordata; Mammalia; Rodentia; Muridae
Gene: Slc39a3
Product: solute carrier family 39 member 3
Exons: 4
Coding region: 315-1268 (317 amino acids)
Biological process (GO): zinc ion transmembrane transport
Cellular component (GO): plasma membrane
Molecular function (GO): zinc ion transmembrane transporter activity
Source: RefSeq, a predicted model, not a curated record
GCAGCUCGCAGCCUCGGGGGGGUCCGGAGGCUGGUCCGCUGCGGUGGGGUCCGGACCGCGGGGCAGUUGGCCGCAGGUGGCACUGGCUGGAGGCCUGAGGGACUGUCAGAGGCAGGAGAACACGUAAGAACAACCCUGCAUUUGGCCACCACAUCCUCUGAGCCAGCUGUCACCUUGCACCUGCCCUGCGCUGAGCCUCAAGCUGCUGAGCAGAGCCAUGUGUGUCUGACCCUGCGACUGGGGCCAGUAGCCCCCCCAGGCUUUGGUGUGUGACUCCAUUUGUUCUCUGGCCCUGUGUGACCCAGGCAGCCACCAUGACGAAGCUUCUGGUGGCCAAGGUCCUCUGCAUGGUAGGCGUGUUCUUCUUCAUGCUGCUGGGCUCUCUGCUGCCUGUGAAGGUCACCGAGGCUGACUUCGAGAAGGCGCACCGUGCGAAGAAGGUCCUGUCCCUCUGUAACACCUUUGGGGGCGGCGUCUUCCUGGCUACGUGCUUCAAUGCACUGCUGCCUGCAGUGAGGGACAAGCUGCAGAAGGUGCUGAGCCUGGGCCACAUCAGCACUGACUACCCGCUGGCGGAGACGCUCAUGAUGGUGGGUUUCUUCCUCACCGUGUUCGUGGAGCAGCUGCUGCUGACCUUCCGCCGGGAGCGGCCUCCCUUUAUAGACCUGGAAACCUUCAACGCUGGCUCAGACGCGGGCAGUGACUCGGAGUAUGAGAGCCCGUUCGUGGGUGUGGGCGGCCGCAGUCACGGCCUGUACCCCGAGCCCACGGCACACACCCACGGCGCGGGGCUGCGGCUGCGGGAGCUGGGCCGCCCUGGGCCACUACGGCUGCUCAGCCUGGUCUUCGCGCUGUCGGCGCACUCGGUGUUCGAGGGUCUGGCGCUGGGACUGCAGGAGGAGGGGGAGCGUGUGGUCAGCUUAUUCGUUGGCGUGGCGGUCCACGAGACGCUGGUGGCCGUGGCCCUGGGCAUCAGCAUGGCCCGCAGCGCAGUUCCCAUGAGGGACGCGGCCAAGUUGGCUGUGACCGUGAGCGCCAUGAUCCCAGUGGGCAUUGGGCUGGGCCUGGGCAUCGAGAGUGCUCGCAGCGUGGCCAGCAGCGUGGCAUCGGCGCUGCUGCAGGGCCUGGCCGGUGGCACCUUCCUGUUCGUCACCUUCCUGGAGAUCCUGGCCAAGGAGCUGGAGGAGCGGAGCGAGCAGUUGCUGAAGGUGCUGUUCCUGGUGCUGGGCUACGCCGUCCUCGCCGGCAUGGUCUUUCUCAAGUGGUGAGCCUGACUCCCCGAAGGAUACAGAGCGUACCCUCGGCAGCCACGCUCGUGGGCUGGUUCACACACAGGGCCUUCCCCGGCUGGCCGCUGUUCUCGCCCUCCGCCAGACCCUGGCCCUACAGACACUACUUUUAAAACCGUCUUAAAGUUCUUUACCAAAGACUGUGUGGCCACGUCGCCUCAUAUCCCGUCACCCCUCCCGUUUUUGUUGUCAUUUCUGAGCUGUCAAGAAUGGAGCCCCAGGGACCCUGCCAUAUUCUCCGUAGAGCCAAGGCCCUGCCCACCACUGUCACCCUGAGUUUUUCUGGGUGCUCCUGUGUGACAGGUGACAGUUUAUGAAAGGAACAGUACAUGUGGGUCACAUGAGUCAAGGGACAACCCAGACCGUUUGCCGGCCCUCGGGAACAACCUCUCUUGUUCUCUUGCUGUCGCAGUCAUUAGAGUUGAGGGGCCUCCCCUGCAGAGGGCACAGCAGUGAGACUCCAGGGCCAACUCCCAGGAUGCAGGCAGGAGCAGGAGAAGCUCCACACCUGGCAAUGUUGGUGCAUGUCACCGUGGUAAUGCCAGCAUCUUGGGACAGCCUGAGUGAGGACUCUCCUCUGGGGACAUAAGCCUGCCACAGCUCACCACCUUCCCUAACCUGGCGUCUGUUUAGCAGACUUCAUCUCAACACUGCCUCAGUUAGCCGGAUGCCAGACUCCUCCCUGUCUGUAGUGCCCUGUCACCAUGGCCGGGUGACCAAAAUGGCUCGUCUAGUAUGCCCCUACCUAGCUACACGCAGAUGAUACGAGGCACAAAGAGACUGGGGCUUGGGCACUGUCCUCAGAGCCCAGUGCCUGGCUACCUCAGUCCUAUGAUAAGCACGGUUCACGUGCUGCGUGCAGACAUCGGAGCACAUGUAAGAACCCAGGGCUCCCAGAGAGGCUCCGUCUGCUUGGUCCUGGCUGUUUCUGGGGUUCUUUCCUGAGGAGCUACUGCUGAGCCCCGUGACGUCGAACCCCAUCCAUGCAGGUGUGGGGGCAUGCCCUUGGUGCCACCUAGGCCUGCUUAAUUAUGGGGGACAUCCAAACACUUCUCCAGCUUCCCUGAGCCUCAGGUGGGCCCCAUGGGGCCACCAUGCCCCUGCAGGUACAGGCUCAGGUGACAGAGACUAGGCCAGGGUAGGAAGAGCCAGGUCCCUAGUUUGGCCAUCCCAACAGGGAGUCUGCACCUCCCCCAUGGGUGCAUGAGACAGCAUUCUCUCCUUCCCAGCACCAGCUGCUCUGCCCCGGGGACAGCGGCUUGCAGACCUGGACCCUCCCCAUUUGACCUCCCGAGUCUCUGAGAGUCAUCCCCAGUGCCAGCUCACUGGCAUCUGGGGCCUCUGUGUCUCUAACUGAAAGUCCCAGGUCAGCUGACCGCCCCUGCCCCAGCCCCAGGAGACCCUGGGCCAUGCUAGGACCUGUGCAGCCAUCAUGAACGGACAUGGAAGAGGAGGCCCAGGAUGGUGCAGGGCCCAGGCCGCCCACACAUACUGCCUCCUGUGGGGGACACAGCAGGAACACAGCUAGACAGGAGGAGAGAGAGGGCGGGGCGGGCGGCCCAGCUUCACCGCUGAUCCGUGUGUGUAAUAACAGCAUGUCAGCUUCUCCUAUGGCUUGUUUGUAUUCCUGUAACAGAAGUUAUUAGUGCAGGCGGGAUCGGGCACAGCUAGCUCCUGGCAUCCUGCCCUCGUUACAUUGCAGGGGCCUGACCGAUUGUUGCCCUGCAUCCCACCUGGCCAAGGAAGCUUUUCAGCUUGGCAUCUCCUGCAGGGCUAGGGUGUUUCCUGAGGGGCGUCCCUGGCUCCACAUGCAUCUUCCCACACUGUCCUUUCCAGAGUCCACCUGCUCCAAGUCAGGAGCUCCACGGCUGACCUCCCGUAAGCCACCCCACAAUGAUGAGAGAAAUGACAUCAGAACACCACAGCGUCAUUGGCGAGUGCUCCCACAGGAGAAAGGAAAAUCCAGGGACACUGUGGGUGAGGGGCUCAGUGGGCAUAGGUGCUUGCCACCAAGCGUGGCAGAGCUGAGUGCGGUUCCAGGGACCCACGUGCUGACGACACUGACUCCUGCGCUGCUCUGAUCAUCACAGGUGCUCAGUGCACACAUGCACACGCUGUGUGCUCACCCCACACCCCCGAUGUUGUAAGAACAACAGUUUUUAAGCUAGGCAAGGUUACCCACUCCUUUAAUCCAUGCACUCCAGAGGCAGGUGGAUUUCUGUGAGUUCCAGGCCAGCCGAGGUUACAAGUGAUCCCUUUUGCAUAAUAAAUAAAGAAGUGAAGAUUUAAACUA